This is a messenger RNA of Vanessa tameamea, 4994 nucleotides long. It is a transcript of the gene ari-1, whose product is annotated as E3 ubiquitin-protein ligase ariadne-1. Bases 160 to 1671 code for a protein of 503 amino acids. The record is from RefSeq and is a predicted model, not a curated record. Gene Ontology annotation, molecular function: zinc ion binding; ubiquitin conjugating enzyme binding; ubiquitin protein ligase activity. Gene Ontology annotation, cellular component: ubiquitin ligase complex; nucleus; cytoplasm. The transcript has 10 exons. NCBI's taxonomy places the organism in Eukaryota, Metazoa, Arthropoda, Insecta, Lepidoptera, Nymphalidae. Gene Ontology annotation, biological process: positive regulation of proteasomal ubiquitin-dependent protein catabolic process; ubiquitin-dependent protein catabolic process; protein polyubiquitination.
UCAUAGACACUAACAAAUACGUCAGAGGUUUUGGCAGCCCGUGGGUGAACUAUUUUCUUCAUUGUUGACCUUUCCUAAAUCUUAGGUGUAAUUAUUUCAUCAUAAGAAGUAUUUUGGCAGUACCAUUAUUAUCUAGCAAAUCAUUUAUUUAUCUCGACAAUGGACUCGGAAGAUGACACAAAGGAUGAUGUGGAUUCUGGUAAUGAAUCAAGCGGAGACGAUGUCGACUUUGUCAUGGACGAGACUCACAGUACAAGGGAACGGCAAACGGAACUCGAAGAAUAUCCAUAUGAAGUGUUAUCAACGGAGGAAAUCGUCCAACACAUGGUUGAUUGCAUCAAAGAUGUGAACACAGUAGUUGAGAUUCCCGCUACAACAACUCGUAUCCUUCUUAAUCAUUUUAAAUGGGACAAGGAGAAGCUAAUGGAAAGAUUGUAUGAUGGGGAUCAGGACCAGUUGUUUGCUGAGGCUAGAGUUAUAAACCCAUUUAGGAAACCUGUCAUACAAAGACCAAAGUUACCUAGACGAAUAUCAACAUCAGGAACGGAAGAAUGCGAGAUAUGCUUUUCAAUUCUCCCCACAUCUAUAAUGACAGGCCUCGAGUGUGGUCACAGGUUUUGCACACAGUGCUGGUGCGAAUACUUGACUACUAAAAUUAUGGAAGAGGGCUUAGGGCAGACAAUAGCGUGCGCGGCGCACGCGUGUGACAUCCUCGUGGACGACGCAACCGUCAUGCGACUGGUGCGCGACCCGCGCGUCAAACUUAAAUAUCAACACAUCAUUACUAAUAGUUUUGUGGAGUGCAACAGACUGCUCCGCUGGUGCCCGUCCCCGGACUGCAGCAACGCGAUCAAGGUGGAGGCGUACGUGGAGGCCGCGCCCGUCACGUGUCGCUGCGCGCACACCUUCUGCUUCGCGUGCGGGGAGAACUGGCACGACCCCGUCCGCUGCUGCUUGCUGAGGAAAUGGAUCAAGAAAUGCGAUGACGACUCUGAAACAUCUAACUGGAUAGCGGCUAAUACGAAAGAGUGUCCGAAGUGUAACGUCACGAUAGAGAAGGACGGCGGCUGCAAUCACAUGGUCUGCAAGAACCAGAACUGUAAGGCUGACUUCUGUUGGGUAUGUCUCGGACCUUGGGAACCUCACGGCAGCAGCUGGUACAACUGUAACAGAUACGACGAGGACGAGGCAAAAGCUGCCCGCGACGCGCAGGAGCGCUCGCGCGCAGCGCUGCAGCGCUACCUGUUCUACUGCAACAGAUACAUGAACCACAUGCAGUCGCUGCGCUUCGAGUCCAAGCUCUAUGCCUCCAUCAAGGAGAAGAUGGAGGAGAUGCAGCAGCACAACAUGAGCUGGAUCGAGGUGCAAUUUUUAAAAAAAGCUGUAGAUAUACUCUGUCAGUGCCGGCAAACGUUGAUGUACACGUACGUGUUCGCAUACUACUUGCGGAAAAACAACCAGUCGGUGAUUUUUGAAGAUAACCAGCGCGACCUGGAGUCCGCCACGGAAACACUCUCAGAGUACCUCGAGAGAGACAUCACUAGUGAGAACUUGGCUGAUAUUAAACAAAAAGUGCAAGACAAAUACAGAUAUUGCGAUAGCCGGCGUAAGGUUUUACUCGAACACGUUCACGAAGGCUACGAAAAGGAUUGCUGGGACUACACAGAGUAAACCUCUUCCUUCUCUGUCCAUCAAACUGUCACAUCUAUCUAACUCUCGCACCACUCAUGACUGCACGCUAACCACUGAUAAGCAUAGACAAUGCCAAAAAUUGUGACAACUGUACAUAUGAGCCGGGAGCUUAAAAAAAUAUACAAUUUUAAAUAUUCCUUUUGCCUCAAAAUUGACAACUGAAAUAUAAAAAAAUAAAACAAAAAAAAAGAUACGACAAAGUUUAUUUUCGUUUCUUGUCAUAAUUUUUGAAUAGUUAUUGAGAUGAAAAAGAGCAGAUCGAUAGAUUUAUAAUUUAGAAAAAUAUUAGUUUCGUUGUAUUAGUCGUUGUAAAGAAUCUGCUGAUUUGUAUGGAUUUAAUUGCGCUAGUAAUAUUAAUAAAUCGUUUUUUUUUCACGUCUUUGACAAGGCAUUAGCUGUUUUGUGUAUUGAUUACAUUCGUUUAUUUUUUCUAUUAGUUUUUGCCAUUAAUAGUAGAUGAACGAUCUCAUUCAUAUGUCUGAUAUACAGUUACUGUAUAUAUCAUGUGUUUGGUACUUUGGUAAUAUUAGUAAAAAAAUCGUGUAAAAUAUUGUGUAAUGUUGGCUAGGAUCAACUGAGUUUAAAUUUCAUAUGUAUUGAUAUAAACUUAUUUUUUGUAAAACAUGUACUAAAAUAGGAACAGUUGAAACAUUUUUUUCAGAUUUUGAAAUUAUUCCUUCCUGUUUGAUAUGAUUUUGGUCAGGCUUAGGACAUGUGAAACGAGGAAAUUGAAAUUUUCGUAACCUGUUCAAAACCUUAAUUGUAUUCGAUUAUCUAGUUCCAAAGAGUUGAAGUCGAAAUUGUGAAAUAGUAAACAAUAAUUGUAUUUUAAACGGAGUUUGGUAUUACGUGACAUUUGUAUGAGAGAUACCGUCUAUUUAAAUUUAAUUUAGCCUGUAACAAAGACAUCCUUUAUUUUACACUAUCUUUUAUAAUAAUAUACGGUAAGAAAUUGUUAGGUAGCAAAUUUUAUUCAUGCAAGAUUCUUAUUUUAGUAAAUGUUAAGGCUCGGAUCUCCCUUUUAGUUUAUUUCGGAUACAACAAUGUGGCUGACCGAUUAAAACCUAUUCAAGUACUCAAACUUCAAAAUUAAAUAUUUUAAUAUAGCAUUCAAAUAUACAUUAACCUAUGAAUAUUUAUCGCCAGUUUCUAAAAUUUUUAAUUAGACAUUUACUAAUGUGAAUAAAUACUGACUGUUCAUUCAUUGCCUGUCAUCAAUAUCGACCAAUGACCAUUUAUCAAAGUCGAAAUAAUUUAUCUCGAUGAGCGCUUCAGAAGCUCAAGGUUAAAAUACUAAACAUUAAUACCCUUUUAAUCACAUACAAUUUAUGAACUAUAGAAAACAAUCAACUUAAGCUAAGCUAUAACUGUUAAUCAUAGAGACUGCAGAAAAAAAUGUAUUAUGAAUGUGUUCAUACUGAAGAUUAAAAUUUGUUUGAAAAUAGAAUCUUGCACUUUGUGAGACGAAUGUUUAUACGUACAGUUUAAAAUGACAUGAUAUUUAGUUAUAAUUCUAUAUGUCAGUUACAAUGUUGUAUUCGAAAUCGUUAUAUAUAAUAGCAUAGUAUUCAUAAUAACUUUGACUUGCUUACUUUAAUUAUUAUUCACUCUUACGUGGUCUUGUCGAACGAUACGAUAGGUUUUCAUUCGUGAGUUUAUUUAUGAGAUAUUUUUAACGUAUGCGACGAGUGUCAAAUGGAAAAUACGUAAAAUGUUUUCAAACAUCGUAUUACAAUAUUGAUUUUUUAAAUUUGUCGAAAAAUAAAAAUAAAUAUUGAAAUCGUAUCAUCUAAUGAUUUCAUAUUUUGAACAUUAUUUUCUAGUCGAUCUGUAACGGUACGUUGCUUUCUUAUAAAAUUAUAUUUUUCACUUGUCAUAUUCGUUAAAAUUAUCGUUCGCUUAUUUGAGACAAUAAUUCAUGGUUUGGGCGCUGUUGUCUAAUUAAUACAUUAAUCAAUCAGUAAGCAAUAGCCUUUCCGAUGUUUAGUAUAAUGCAAGCAUUGCCCCGUGCUCUUCGAAAAUCAAUUUAAAUGAAUAAUUUAAGUUAUAAAAUAUAUAAAAAAAUUAAAUUAUACUUUGAAAAAAGUGAAUGCACUUCAAUGUAGCAGAAAAAUAUUUUUUGCAAUUAAAGCCAACUUAAUUGUCAACUGAAUAUACUUUAUUAUGAUAUUUAUUUAUUAUUUUAAUUCUGCAUGUCAUAACACAAUUAUUUUGUCUUUUUAUUAAGAUAGUCAACUAAAUAUAAAAUAUUUAAAUUCGAAAAAUAAAUAUAAUGGUCACAAAUAUUAUCAUAAUUUUUAAAUAUUGAGCGACGAGAUCGAACAGAAUGUAAAAACGUUCGAAUAUUGCGACAAGCUGUUGCAACUUCAGAGGAGCACAGUUACAAUGUUCGCAUUGUACUCUGAUUUAUGUAUUCUAUUGACCUCAUUCACUGUAGUUCUAAUGAUACGCGAAUAGUUUUUAACGACGUUGGCUUCAUAAGCUUUUUCUGUUAAUAAAAACUAAAUUUUUAAAUCAAAUAGUGGACGAUAUCAUUAAUAAAUAUUUACUAUCGAUUAAGAGAAAACGAAAAAAUAUUUUUACCAAAUAUCCUAUUUUUUUUAUUAGAAUACUGUUUUUCUACUAAACAUUAAGCUAGUUCAAGAUAUAGUGUGUUUUUUAUUCUGUGAUCAACUUUUUUUGAUGCCUCGAAGGCUUGAUAUACUUUUAAUUGAUCGAAUAAAAUUUCCGUCGUGGAACCAACACGCUGGCAUUGUAUUAUUACUUUGAUUUUUUUAUAAUUGAUUAAAUAAAAUCAUUUUUAAUUAUAAAGCUCGAAAAUUUUUAGAUAAAUUCCAAACGUAUUUUUAUGAAAAAUAGCUCAUAAAAUUUGACGCGUAAACAAAUAUGGAAGUUUCGAAACACCGAACUCUGCUUGAUUUGUAUAAUAAUUGUAGCACUACAUAUCUGUCAUUGGACUGUGUAUUCGUAGUCGGUACGGAUUGUGAAUUAAUCGUUUGCACUGCCAGUAAGCGUGGUAACUUGAAAUAACUCGAAGCUUAGUGUGUGUUCACAUAGUGAACUCGGUAAUAGCGUAGAAGCGUCCUCCCUCACGCCGUCGCAUCUGUCGUAAUAAUUACUUUCACGGUGCGCUCGGAGGACGGUCACACACACAUAAAUUGUACAUAUAUAGAUGCUGUAUAAAUAUUUAUAUUGAUAACGUAUUCGCAACUCUUGUGUAUUGACGGGCAUCUUGUAUGUGUGUCUUGGCAAGGACACAUUUGUCUUAAAUGUAAGACGGAAAUAAAAAUAGUAACAUCGAA